AUGUCCAAGAUUUUCGCUGUCUUUGGUGCCACCGGUCAACAGGGUGGCUCCGUCAUCGACCACGUUCUCGGCAACCCCCUGCUUGCAGCUAUCUAUAAGGUGCGCGCCAUUACCCGCGAUAUUACCACGGUCAAGGCUGCUCAGCUGCGCGACCAAAACGUUGAGGUCGUUCACGGCGAUGCCGAUGACCGCGGCUCGCUCAAUGCUGCGCUGGCCGGCGUCCACAGCGUCUUUGCCAUGACCAUGCCGGCCCACCGCCCGUCCACUGUCGAGCAAGCCGUCGAGGCCGAGUUGUGCGCCGCCCGGAACAUCGCCGACGCCGCUCAGACUCAGGGCGUCGCUUUUUUCAUCUUCAGCUCGCUCCUGUCGCCGACAGCCCUCUCACACGGCAGAUACACCCGCUUCCUCCCCGCCGAGGCCAAGGCUCGCGCCGAGCAGUACAUUCGCGGCCUAGCCUUUCCCGAGGGCAUCGCCAUCUUCAUGCCCGCCUACUUCAUGCAGAACUUUGUCGCUGCCCCGUUCAUGCCCCUGUUGCCGGAGCCUGGCGCCUCUGCUUCGACUACCGCCCGCUGGACCCUCACCAGCCACCUCCCUCCCUCGGCUCGCCUCGCCCUCAUCGACGUCGCCACUGACUCUGGCCGAUUUGUCGGUACCAUCCUCGCCAACCCCAAUCGCUACCGUGGGAAGACCGUCUGUGCUGCCGCCGGUCAGUUCACCAUACCUCAAGUUGCUGCUGCCAUGGCUGCCGCCACUGGUAAAGACAUCGGCUACCGCCAGAUUCCCCUCGACGAGUACCGCGCUGCCAUCCCGCCAUUUGUCGCUGAGUUCCUCCCCGAUGGUCUCAGUGCCUGGACCGAGUUUGGCUACUACGGCACUGACUCCGACCGUUUGAUUACCGAGGCCCUUGAGGACCUCCACGGCAGUCUCGUCACCACGCCCGCUGAUUUCUUCGCUGCUCAUCCGCCAAAGCUGGAGUAG
This is a messenger RNA of Grosmannia clavigera kw1407, 978 nucleotides long. Its product is annotated as NmrA-like protein. NCBI's taxonomy places the organism in Eukaryota, Fungi, Ascomycota, Sordariomycetes, Ophiostomatales, Ophiostomataceae. The record is from RefSeq and is a predicted model, not a curated record. The transcript has a single exon. Bases 1 to 978 code for a protein of 325 amino acids.